Molecule: messenger RNA, 8128 nt
Organism: Spirodela intermedia
Lineage: Eukaryota; Viridiplantae; Streptophyta; Magnoliopsida; Alismatales; Araceae
Source: the annotation of a GenBank genome assembly
AUGGAGAUGGAGAGCUCGCGCAGAUCCCUCGACAGAUCGAAGGAGCCGGGUCUCCUCAAGAAGCCCCGCCUGGGGGAGUUGGCAGAGAGGGAUCCCCGCGGUGUCCUCGCUGGUAAGGGCGCCGGUCCCGAUCGAGAUCGACCCUUCCUCCCGAGGGCUGCGGCGCCCUUGGCGGGUGGGGUGCCCAACCCGGGGGCGUCCAGGUUGAGGGCGAACGAGCGCGAGAGAGAUUCCAGGGUUGAAGAUCAGCCCGCGGCCGCCUUCCGGGGCCCUUCCUAUCAGCAGCAGCAGCAGAUGCAGGAGUUGGCCGCGCAGUACAAGUCGGCCCUGGCCGAGCUUACCUUCAAUUCGAAGCCCAUCAUCACAAACCUGACGAUUAUCGCCGGGGAGAGCUUACACGCAGCCAAAGCGAUUGCCGCCGUCAUCUGCGCCAAUAUUCUCGAGGUGAAACUGAUUCCCCAGUUGUUUAUCUCUUAAGCGUAUUCUGGAUGAUAAUCGAUCGACUCAGGUCUCGCUCCCCUUGUCCUCUCUUGUUUUCCUCGUUCUCUCUGCUUAUGAGAAGUAUUUAUGCCAGAAACUCACUAAACCAACCACUUUAGUUGGUGAAGCGAGCGAAAAAGAUAUGAAACAAAGUCCUCCUGUACGCUGGAAAUCGCGAUUAGUGAAUGAAUCGAGUAUUUUUUACUUUUUUUCCUUCUACUUGGGUGGAUCCCGAAAUUUUGACAAUUGUUGUGCAUCAAGGAUCCUGUUAUUCAUUCUAUCAACACCUGAGAAAGUGCGUAUGGAGUGACAUUUGGUAAGUAGUAUGCCAAUGCCUGAGAUAGAUUGUGAAAAGUGGUUGUCUCAUCUUCGAAGACAUGAAAUGGAAUGGAAUGGUUUUUUUUUUUUUUGUGAAUGAUUUUCUUGACGUCCCCAUAACUGCUAUUCAUUCCUGCUCGAGCAUCUAUGCCUUCUUGAAAGGCCGAUUUGAAGAAUGGCCUUCGUAACUGUUCAGUGGAUGUUCAAAAAGGAAAAGAUUAUAUUGAUUUACUAAAAUUUAAUGGUUGCUGGAAUGGUGAUCUUAUGGAGUUUGUUCAUCUCAUGUUCUACGUUUGAUUGUAUGCUUGGAUGAUUGGGAGCUAUGUAAACUUACUGGUUACCGUGAUAAUGAGAAAUUGAUUAGUUGGUUUAGGAAUGUACAAACUUUGUCACAGAAGGAGCCUGUAUCACGUUUUAAACGUCAUCUGCCAGAUGUUUUAAUUCUUUAUUAUAAUGUUGGAAAAUAUUUGAUAAUAAUGAUGUUUUCCUUGCAUACUAUUUCAGUUUAGAGGUUCAGUAGAUGUAUUGGUUUGAAGAAUAUUCUUUUAGGAACAGUAAACCAUGAAUUGGAUGGACGGAAAAUAACAUCCAGUGGCUAGGAUGGAUAGGAAACUACAGGAAAAAAUAAUGCAAUAAAGUAGGUUUAUUUGACUAUGCUCUUGUGACAGUCAAACAUACAUUAGUCACUUAAAAUUGUAUAUCUGGAGCAAAAUAUGGGUGAAUAGAAUGUCCAAGGACCUCCUCUUUACCCAAGUUAUUGUGAAAGGAAACUAAUAGAUACUAAUGAAAUGCAGCAUCUAUGGGAUCAUUCAUAUGGUUGGGCCUUUUCUGACUGAGUCAAAUAGUCAAGAAGUACUCAGACCAUCUUUUUUUUAUUUACACAACAAAGGUUCAUGGUGAAAUGAUUCUCGUCUUAUGGUUUUGACUUGACAUCUAUACCGUGAUGUUAGAUGCUGAUUUCCCUAAUCACUGGCGAACCAUUAAUAUAUGUUUAUGAAAUGUAACUAUCAAUUACUGAACAAGGGAGAAAGCUGCAGUUACAAGCUAUUUAAUUAACAUGAUAACGAUAAAAUACUUGAAUGCACUGAAAAAAGAAUAGGGAUCAAGCUUAUUGGGUGACCUAUUUGAAACAACAAUUCAAUAUUCCUUGUAUUUUCUCUAGUUCCGAGUACUGAUGGAACAAUCCCUAAUGCUUGCAACGUUAUCUUUUAAUUUGGAUAGGACAGUCAGAUUGGCUGAAAUCAUUUUUACGGCCAUGGAUUUCCCCCCCCUCUUUUUAGCUUUUAUCUGCUUAAACAAAAAUUACUUUUGUGAUAGGAUUGAUCAUCUAUUGCCUUGUAGAUUACAGCGGACCGUCCAUAUUUGAUACAGAAUAUUAAAUAUCUCCUGGCUUUCAUCCAAUGAACCAUGCAGAGAAAAAUUUCUUCAUCUCUCGUUAGAAUCCCGCUGAUCGUCUAUGAGCAUUAUUCAUUUAGUGCAUGCCUGUUAGGAAGCAUGGGGAAAGGGAAAAUAAUUGCUCGUGAGGUCGCUGUAGGGUAAGACUGAAGUUGGCGACUAUAUCCACUUUACAUCUAUUUUGUGAUGGGUAGCAUAAUGUCACUUUACAUCUGUACGGGGGUUUUACCUAGAAAGAAAGCUGAGGAACUAUGAAGCGUAUGACUCUCUGAAAAUAUUAAAGGGAUCAAUGGACUGUUAUCUGUCUUUCCUCUCUUGAGGACUAGAGAAAAAAUAGACUUGCUAAGCAUCAAUGAAACGAUUUUUUGUUUUUUCUGGUGAGGAACAAAGUGACACGAGUUUUCGUCAUGUAAUUAAUGAGAACAUCUUCAUAUGCAUUGUCAGCCGUUAUUGUUUUGGUAUCGAAACAAGGACUUUUCUUCAGAUUUAAUAUUUGUUGAAACCAUUUAUUGGAAUGUGUUGGCCAUCUUCGUUUAGUGACUUAUAUAUUUCUCACUUGUUCAGUUUGCAGGAGCAAUGUUCAACAAUUGCUUAUGAAAUCUCUUUCUCUCUUGUCUAAUCUUAUCAAUUCAUUUCUCGUCCUCUCUCCUUUUACCCUAGGCAUCCAUAGAGUGUAAUCUGACGUCUUUAACUUGCAGGUGCCUAGUGACCAAAAGCUACCCUCGCUCUAUCUUCUUGAUAGCAUUGUAAAGAAUAUUGGAAGAGACUAUAUUAAAUAUUUUGCGGCCAGACUACCUGAGGUUGGAUUCUUCAUCAGUCAUAUUAUACAAAGUAGUCAUUUUUUUGGUCAGAAAACGUCUAAGCUUAUUGUUUCGUCUCUCAGUUUUGAAUGCACUAUGCACUCAUCUUUCAUAUUGCUCUUUCAGUUUUGAAUGCAUUCUUGUUUAUCUUGCUUCCUUUUAUGUGCUAUUGAUAGUUGUACUCUUUCAGGUCUUCUGCAAAGCCUAUAAACAGGUUGAUUCUUCAAUACAUCAAGGGAUGAGACAUCUCUUUGGAACAUGGAAAGGUGUCUUCCCUCCAGCUCCACUUAUGAUCAUUGAAAAAGAGCUUGGUUUUCCUCCUAUUGUCAAUGGUUCAUCUUCUGGAGGCACAGGUUCGAGGCCUGACUCCCAGGCACAGCGCCCACCCCAUAGCAUUCAUGUAAAUCCAAAAUAUUUAGAGGCAAGACAACAACUUCAGCAACCAAGCCGAGUAAGCUACUACACUGAAUAUAUUAUUUAUUUUUUCGGGUAUAUACGAGCAUUGACAUGUUUCAACUUUCUCCCCCACGUUGUCGAUCUGGAAUACCCAAUCGGGCGUUUCUGGUACACUAUAUUGAAAAGUACGUUUUUUUAAUGAAAUGUACAUUUUAGGAAAAUAUUCCUUCAAGGAAGAGUUGGAUGCCAAAUGGCUAAUCUUGCCUUGCGUUGAUAGCUGAUUGUUUUCUUAAAAAGGCAAUCAAUCAUGAUUGUCUCAAUGAAACAUUUGUUGAAUCCUUCUACUAAGGUUUCUUACUCAAGAGGAUUUUCGCUGCUGUUUUCCUGUCAUUUUGUCUGGGAGCAGACGAAGUGUGUCAUUUGUGAUGGAAAGAAAGAUACUACUACGUCUCCAUAGAUGUUGAGAGUCAUUGAUCAUUGAGAGUCAGGGCUAAACGAUAUAUAGGUUGUACAUAGGGACAUAAGGCGGGUUAACAUUCUUCCGUGUGCCAUAACUAGAACAUUUGGUUUAAGUUUCCUGUAAUUUUGCUGAUCAACCAUCUAUUGAUGUCUGUGUUUAUUGACUUAGCGUUUAGGUAAUUUAUUGACUAUCUGUCAUUUAAUUUUGUACAUUUUUGACAGUCGUGCCAUUAUCAAUGACUAAUGAAAGUUUUUAUGUUUUUUUUCUCGAAUUUUUAAUAUGCUCAUGGCUGCCAGAUAUUAUUUAUGAAAAUACGGAGUAUUGAUUGAUUGGUUCUCAUUUCCCUUGGCACCUAUUGGAGCCCUCUCAGUACGGGCAUGUUCUUGCUCUUUACUCAUAUUUCGACCUUAUAGAAUCUUGCUUGAGUUGGAUUAAUUGUUAUGCUUCGGGAUGUUAUGAAUUGCUCCAUCCGUUCUCAAUGUUAAGAAAUGCCGUCAUAGAUGUAUAAUAUUUGAGGGUUUCGUGAAGGUUAAUUACCUGUAAGUCGUUCAAAAUGAUCGUCUUUACUAGUACUGGCGACAAUUCUUCUUCCCUGAUAAUGAUAAUCUUCAAUAGGCCACACACUACUAUUUUGAUGAUGUAGGGUUGACAGGUGUUGUAAAAGUUUCCCACUAAGUCGCUAUUUUAAAGUCGCGAUUUACAGGUGGUUUCGUUUGAUUGACUGAGAGGUUCAUAUGCUUUUAAACUAAAUCGUCAAUGUCUGUGAUUCUCAACUUGUGAAUGUGCUUCACUUAGCUAAAUGUUCUUCACAUUUGCGAUCAUUAAGGUGAAAGCAGCCAACGGUGAUAAUGUUGGUAAGGCGGGUAGCACAAUGGAGGCUGUGGAGAGAGCUGAUAGAGUGUCUACGUUUGGUAGUUCAAGGCAGUGGGUAGAUCCAUCAAUAAAGGUGCAUAUUAAUGUUUCUUCCCCUUCUUUUUCUGAUUCAAAUAGUUCCAUAUUUUCUGGAGGAAACAAAUAGGUCUUAAUAUAUUUACGCUGUACUUUUUAAAGUUUUUAUGUAUUUUGAAACAUCAGAUGAAAAAUAUAUUGUAGGCAAUUCAACGACCACAGAGAGAACUUUCAAAUGAACCUGCCAUUGAGAAAAAUUCAGGUCAAGGUUAUGGAGACCGUGAAUUUGUUUCAGACUACUCUCGGCAUUCUGAUUCCGGGGUUCAAAGAGCUAGUGGGAGGUUUGCAGAGCGAGAAGUGAGUGACAAACCGUGGUCCAGCAUCAGAAAGGGUAAUCAUGAAACUAUGCUUGGUGAAAGAACUAGUUCUGAAGUAGAUCGUGCUGGUGAAAACCACCGAAUAUCAAGAUCUGGGCAGACAGUUAUUCAACCAUCAACAAACAAAGAAAUCACCACAAAUAUGGGCAGCGUGAUGGCAUCUCAGAACUGGAAGAAUUCUGAAGAAGAAGAGUAUACGUGGGAUUUGGUGAAUUCUAGAUUGAUGGAUUCCGAAGUUUCCAACAAUUCAUGGAGUUGUGAUGAUUCAGAGAACCCCACUGGGUUGCAAAGAGGCAGAAGGAUUACUCCAGAUGUUGAUCAUCUGCAAGGUCCGUGGAACAAACUAGACUCUGUGUCUCGGCUGGGCAAGCCAUCCGGAAAGGAAGACAGACUUAUACAAUCAAAGGUGUGUUCUCGAGAGAUUUAACUGCGUGUCAUCCUACGUAUGUGUUCGUGUGUUUUUUUUUUGUCAUUAAGUCCUCUGUAUGUAGAAAUACUGCGUGACAGCAAGAAAGAUCAUCUCAUGUGAUUUGCUUAUUCAGUUGACCAAUGCUUAUUUCCAUUUACUCAGGAACUUGCGGAAAACCCUCCGACAGCUUCUUUUCAACAAUCUCGGCAAAGGAGUAACAGGGAACAUUCUGCAGAUUCUGUUUCAAGAGGAACAACUUUUGGACACCGAGCUCCAGGACUAUGGUCGUCGCACGAGAUGAAUGUCUCUCUGGUCGGUUCAAAUAAUGCAACCUCAAGAAUUACAGGGCAAGAGGAUAGUUACUCUAUUCCUGGUAACAGUGAGUUGUCAACAGAAAAGGAUUUAUCGUUCCCCAAGAUUGGAGGGCAUCACAUGGGCCCAACCAGAGCGGAUACUUCCUCCAACUUAGGUCCUUUGGCGAAUGCAGUCUCGUCACUCAGUGGAAUGAUCAAUAAACAACAUCAUCACUCCCUGAAAUCACCACAAUUUGCUGAUGCACCUGCAUCUUCUGCUCUUCUGCCUCAGAAAUCAAAGAACUCGGCUGAUCAUGGUCCCUUGGGACCUGAAAAGCCUGUGCAAUCGUCUGGGCAAUUAAACCUGGGGGUAUCCUCAGCCAUCAGUCAUGAUUCUUUUCCUUCUACCGGUCUUCAAAAUGCUAUUCCACGGUCUAACACUUUACCCAACUCACAGCAGUUAUUACCCAAAAUCUCGCAGACCAUAAAAAAGUCCUCAAAGCCUCCUUCUCUGCACCAACAUCAUCUCCUUCUCUCUGAGACCCCGGAAUCUGAUCCCUCAUUUCAGCAGAUGCAGAGGCAGCCUCAUUCGUCCACUCAAUCAGAGGAAUCCCUUCAUCCAUCUCUGAGUCUCGGUUCUCUGGACAAUGGAUCGAAUCUCAUGAGUAACUCUACAGCCAACUCCAGUGGAGGUACACUGGACCAUUCAAGCACAAGUAAAUUGUUGGCUGCUAUUGCUAAAAGUGGACUUAUUUCAAUCACUCCAUCAAGUAGUCUUGAGAGCUUGAUCAGUCAGCCUCCUCUACCAGGUGGAACACAUCCUGCCCAAGCUUUGUCAACAACGGCAUCUUCAGUUGAACUUUCAUCUGCAAUUGCCUCAGUUAGUAAAGGUCAUGCGCAGCCUCCUGUAUCACACACUUUAGAACGUGGAAUCCCUCCAUUGCCUCCCGGGCCUCUUCCAUCAUCCUUAAUGGGUACUGCACCACAGGUGAUGAACGCAGCCAGCACAGUCCCAAAUCCACUCUCUAGCCUGUUGAGUUCGUUGGUUGAAAAAGGUUUGAUAUCUUCAAGCAAAGAGUCAGUUUCAAGCAUCACAGAGAUGUCUACCCCACUUACUGAUGGAAGUUCAGCUCUUCCCGCCAGCACUUCUAUGCCGCUUGCAACGACUUUGGAUUCCUGUGCUGUUCCUCCAACAUCCUCACCAAAUGAGCUCUCUAGGUUAGAAUCCUCUUCCCCAAAGGGUUCUGUCUUGUCAAAAAAGUCAUCAGCAGAUGAAGAAGGCCUGAUAGGCCUAAAAUUUAGACCGGAAGUUAUCCGUGAGUAUCACCUGGAAGUGAUUAAUCGCCUGUAUGAUUUGAAGCAUCAAGACGUCACAUGUGAGGGAAGAUUCAAAAGUCAAGAUGAGAUCCAAAGGUAUUUCAACUGGCAUGCUUCCAAGUCUAAUGUGGGUGAUUCUGAUCAAGCUUCUCUGAAGUGGUAUCCAAACUUAGGCGACUUGGUCACUGGGCAUUUGGAGACGAGAGAUGAAUCAGUGAACACAUCUCUUGAGAUUGUGAUGCCAAAGUCUGAUAACAGUGAGCCAGUGGUUCCUGCUGAUGAAGGCCAGUGCAUUUGUGCGCUCUGUGGGGAACCGUUUGAAGACGUCUAUUGUGAGGAAAGAGAUGAAUGGAUGUACAAAGGAACCGUAUAUAUGAGCCCACCAGGUAGAGAAGAGGCCAUGGAGGGCUCCGACGUGGAAAGUACGCCGCAGGGUCUAGUCGUGCACGCCCAAUGUAAAUCGAGGAAUGCGAACGAUGGAUUCGAAGCGGCUAUUGUUAAAAUGGUAUGACUCCUGAUCUGUAGAGCAGAGUUCCUAGUUAUUUUUGGCAAUGUUUUCCGUCUCUUGCAAUUGCUGAGGGAAAGGCCCCGCCCAACCCAACCCAACCCGUGGGUUACUCUAGAAAGAUGUGAUUCUGGUCUAUAGUUCUGAUUUGAGUUUUCAUCCAUAGUCGAGUGUAUGCAUGCGCACGCUGUUUCUUGCUUCCCUCCCACUGUGCUACUCAUGGAGCAAGGAUGGACCCAGGGUCGUCAACGGUUCUUGUUCAACCUAGUUGGUCAGCAGGGGCAUCUGUCUGUGUGAGGCUAGACAAGGCAUGGCCGUGAAGUUUCUUCGCCUAAGCCAUGAUGAAGACCGCGGAGCAGUUGCCGGCCUGGGAGGGAUUUUAAGAAGGGUUGUCGCACGGUGUGACUGACUGACUGACUGGCUGACUAACUCAGUGAAAUAUUAAUUUAUUUGUGAAAUUUGUUUCUCGCAGGAAUCGGACGGAAGCUGA